This is a messenger RNA of Osmerus eperlanus (European smelt), 2233 nucleotides long. RefSeq names its product LBH regulator of WNT signaling pathway (gene lbh). Bases 218 to 553 code for a protein of 111 amino acids. The transcript is spliced from 3 exons. Gene Ontology annotation, cellular component: nucleus. The record is from RefSeq and is a predicted model, not a curated record. Gene Ontology annotation, biological process: positive regulation of DNA-templated transcription. Lineage: Eukaryota; Metazoa; Chordata; Actinopteri; Osmeriformes; Osmeridae.
CCUCUUACAUAAAUACUCAAUACAAGAGAGAUUAGACGGACAAAUCGCUGAACAAUUGUAAAGUCACUGCGGUUGCCAACCAAUUUUGUCUUUGCUCUGUGAAGUCGCUCUUCUUUUCAAGGGACGGGUACUCAGUGUUGGUGGAGAAUAAGAACGCAGUUAACCGGAUCUCCGACAGAUUACUUUGAUCAUCAGAAUUAAUUGCAGGUGUGAAUUCAUGUCUGUGUAUUCUCCCCAAAUAUACUGCCCAGUGUUUGUGCCCAGGAGAGACAUGACUGAGGUAAUGAUCACCAGCACCCCCAUGGAGGACAUGAGGCUCAGCCCCAGCAAGGAUCGUCUCACCUUCCAGAUAUUCCCAGACCCUUCUGACUUUGAGCGCUGCUGUAAGCUGAAGGACCGUCUGCCGUCCAUCGUGGUGGAGCCCACGGAGGGUGAGGUGGAGAGCGGGGAGCUGCGGUGGCCUCCGGAGGAGUUCCUCGUUAGCGAUGGAGAGGAAGAGGAAAGCAACGGCGCAAAUCCAAAUGUACAGCCAGUGCAGAAUACUCAGCAUUAGAAGACCAGCAGCAACUUCCUUCCUCCGCUCUACAUCUGCCCCAUCACACACACACACACACACACACACACACACACACACCAAUGCUGUACAUCACUUCCCUAAUAAACUGACUGCUCACUUUACACUCUUAUUGACUGACACCAAAGCAUAAUUUACUCUAACCAAUUCACACUCCACACCUGCAAACAGGAUUGUGAGACCACAACCCUAAUGUGUUCCUUGAGAACCACAUACAUCCAUCUACACUUUGGUAUGAAGAUGCACACGCUUAAAUCCAGCAUUGUCCACUGAUUGACCACCCCCUUUUUGUUUUACAAUGGAAGUGCAGUCUGACUGAUAGCUGAAGGCCACAUGGAUAGCUCUCUAUGGCUGGUGCCAUAACCCAAGAGACUUCUUGUAUACCCAUAUGUGACUGCUGUAGUGUUGCCCACACAUGCAUUUGUUGUCCAUACCUGUGUGUAGUACAUUAAUUUAAAUGUCAUAUGUAUGACUGAUUGCUGUCAAUGCAUCCCAGUCUGUCAACAGAAGUCAGUGUUUGUGCGCAUGUCAAGGGUUUUUUUUAUUUAGUUUUUUCUUCAUUAUUGUGCAUUGUGAUGAGUAAAGUUUGAAGGGUUUCAGUGACAUGACAAGGAGGCAGUUGGUCAGGCAAGACAGACAGGAAGGAAGGAAGGAAGAAUGCCUUGUGGACAGGAGUAACUGCUUUAACAUGGGGGGUGGAGUAUAGGGUAGAGUAUUGGAACAUAAACAACUUUGAUGUGGUGUUAAUUCCUAACAGCGAUGGUGGCUGUGAUGAAUUGGCGUCAAAGCUGGUUCUGCACUGAAGCACUCGUGUGCUUUUUUUCCCCCCCUUUCUAUCAUCCUUUUCACACUCACAGCCUUAGCAAUGAGAGAACAAGUACAGCUCCUUCAGAUGACAAUUACUGGAUAGAGAGGACCGAAAGGUCGGUGAUGACCAACCAAAGAAAAGGAUGUAGACCUGAUAGAAGGCUGUGUAAAUAUCCAUGUUUUACCUCAGAGACCAAUACCUGAGGCCUUGUAGCGUGUUAUCACUUUGAACUCCCGAUAUUUCACUGGCGGUAGUCUUCCUAAUUUUGAAAUCAGAUGAUGGUGUGUCAAUUACGUGUUUAGGUUGUAUGACAACACAUCAGGAUCAAUGAGCUAGACAGCCAAUGCUUUGUAGCUAACAGUCAUCUAUCUUCUGAUAUUAAAGAAUGUCCCUGUCUUGCAAUAAACGUUUGUCUUGCUUAUAACCCCAGGGAGUUGGUUGCCUGGCUUACUGAUCCUGCUUUAAGAGAUGCCAUUGGGUUUCUAUUGUAUGCAAUUUUGAGGAAAAACUGUUUGUUCAUAUUUUUCAACAUGCCCAACCUGUCUUUUUAUGGAAGUUGUAAAUUGUCACAGGAGUGUUCCUUAUUGAUGAGGUAGUCACUUUUACAUGUGUACAAUUAUUUUUGUUCCAUUUACUGUAUAUAAACUUGUCAGUAGUGUUUCUUUGUAUUGUAGUGUUUUGGAUGGCAUUAGGGCUCUGUACAGAACAUCUCUCUGCUGUCCCUCACUGAUCCUGUGUUGUUUUUGUAAAGCUCAGGGAGAAAAACCGCCGUUAAUCGCUCAUUUUGUUUUGUAUUUACAUCACUUUCUCUGUGAAACGUGCAGAGCUUGUAAAUAAACAUUUGAAUUAGC